Molecule: messenger RNA, 252 nt
Organism: Rotaria socialis
Lineage: Eukaryota; Metazoa; Rotifera; Eurotatoria; Philodinida; Philodinidae
Source: the annotation of a GenBank genome assembly
AUGAUAUUAUCACUAUCAUUAAUAAGAAAUGUUAAUAUAUAUGGCUGUGAUUGUUCAUGUUGUACAUUAGCUUAUUUAGGAACAAUAUCAGUAUCAACAUGUGCCUCAACAACAUGUACAAGUGCUUAUAAACCAAUUUUUCAUGAUAAAUAUGUAAAUCAACUAAAAAAUUCUUCAGCUGUUUUAGCUACAGAAGAGGCAAUUGAAAUUGAUUUUACUGUUGAAUCAUCUCCACCGUCGUUAAUUAGUUGA